Molecule: messenger RNA, 933 nt
Organism: Trichosurus vulpecula (common brushtail)
Lineage: Eukaryota; Metazoa; Chordata; Mammalia; Diprotodontia; Phalangeridae
Product: olfactory receptor 4C11-like
Exons: 1
Coding region: 10-933 (307 amino acids)
Biological process (GO): G protein-coupled receptor signaling pathway
Cellular component (GO): membrane
Molecular function (GO): olfactory receptor activity; G protein-coupled receptor activity
Source: RefSeq, a predicted model, not a curated record
UAUUUAGAAAUGAAAAACAAUGUGACUGAAUUCAUUCUCCUUGGACUGACACAAGACCCAGUGAAACAGAAGAUAGUAUUUGCCAUCUUCUUGAUAUUCUACACUGCAACUUUGUUAGGAAACCUGCUCAUCAUUUUGACCAUCAAGACCAGUCUCACACUUGGGGCCCCCAUGUAUUUCUUUCUGACUCACUUGUCUUUUGCAGACUCCUGUUUCUCUAGUACUACAGCCCCCAAACUGAUUGUAGACAACCUCUCCAAAAAGCAUACUAUCUCCUUUAAUGGCUGCAUGACCCAACUAUUUGGAAUGCAUUUCUUUGGAUGCAUGGAAGUCUUGGUCCUUAUCCUCAUGGCCUAUGACCGCUAUGUGGCCAUCUGUAAGCCACUGCACUAUACAGUCAUCAUGAACCAGAGGAUGUGUGGGAUUUUAGUAAUAUUGGCCUGGGUAGGGUCUUUUCUGCAUUCUAUCACCCAGAUCUUCCUUGCCUUGAGUUCACCCUUCUGUGGUCCCAAUGUGAUUGAUCACUAUUUGUGUGACUUGCAGCCUUUGCUGAGAUUGGCCUGCACUGACACACACAUGAUAAACCUAUUGGUUGUUUCCAAUAGUGGGGUCGUAUGCAUGACAAGCUUUGCAAUUCUAAUGACCUCCUAUGUUUUUAUCCUUUACUCCCUAAGAAAUCAUAGUGCAGAAGGGAAACGUAAAGCCUUGUCCACCUGUACCUCCCACAUAAUCGUGGUCAUUAUAUUCUUUGUCCCUUGUAUUUUUAUAUAUACUCGGCCCCCAAUUGUCUUCCCUGUGGAUAAAUUGGUGUCUGUAUUUUAUACCAUUGGAACUCCUUUGCUCAACCCCUUAAUCUAUACCCUGAGGAAUGCAGAAGUAAAGCAUGCUAUGGGGAAGCUAUGGAGCAACAGAGUAAGCUUACAUGGUAAAUAG